Molecule: messenger RNA, 1137 nt
Organism: Blumeria graminis f. sp. triticale
Lineage: Eukaryota; Fungi; Ascomycota; Leotiomycetes; Helotiales; Erysiphaceae
Source: the annotation of a GenBank genome assembly
AUGUUAAUUUCUUUGACGGUUGGGAAGGUCGAUGCAGGUGUCGCUGUCUUGCUGACACAAGACAAAAGACUUAUUGAAUUUCCCUCCAUACUCCUACCCCCCAACAUCUCCUCAGGCAGCAUUGUCGAUAUUACAGUUUCGCGCAACUUUAUCACCGAACAAAAGUCAGAGGCUGCAUUUCUUGCCCUCCAAGAUUCGAUCUACGAGUCCUUCGGGAAGGAUGAACCUGUCGCUCCGGUUCUCCGCUGUCGAAAUGCCACCCAAACGUCCGUUGUCCUCGAAUGGGACCCAAUCAUGCUCGCGACGGCAGAUAUUAUCUCGCUCUCCUUAUUUCGCAACGGCCAAAAAGCAGGAAAUAUUCCGAAACCUGAAGUUAUGACAAGUACAAAAAUUAGUGGUUUGGGAAUAGACACGGAGUACACCUUUCACCUAGUGCUUCGAACUACAGCAGGAACCUAUAGCAGUGAUAGGGUUGUUGUAAGAACCCAUAAAAUGACUGAUCUUAGCGGAAUUACUGUGACUGCUGGCGUCCUACCGGCGCAGCUCCGGGACAGUUUAAGUAGGGCAGUGGAACGGAUCGGGGCUAAGAUGGCAGAUAGUGUGCGCAUCGAUACGACUCAUUUUGUUACCACCGAGGGCCACGGUGCGGCCUGGGAAAAAGCUGUCGAAAUGAACAUUCCUGUCGUCCGACCUGAAUGGGUUGAGGGCUGCGAAAGGGGAGGACGAAUUGUCGGGGUCCGACAAUACUACCUCGACGCCGAUCCACGGCAGAGACAGAUUUCGUCGGCGGACAUAUCGAUGCCUACCCAGGAGUCCAGUAGAGAUAUAUCCCUACCUAGUCCGCCAAUUGAAGAUCAUGCCGCCGAGGCAACCCAGUCUCAACCGCCCACUCCGCCUCCCAAAACAGAUGCUGAAUACUAUGGAAAGAAAGGUCAAAGUGAAGACCGGGAACAAGAGAGUUCGCCGAAUUCCCCCAGCAAUCUCCCAGGUCGAGGGGAAAAAAGCAAUCAGGCUGAACGUCGGUCUACUACAUCUGCCCCUUUAUCCGAUUCUGAUGAUGGUCAAAAGACGUAUCAGUUGGCCGAUCCAGGUCUCUCAACGCCAGAGAACUCCAGCUUUCAAGACGUCGCCCUCUAA